AUGCCCACAAGAUACUAUGGUCGUCGUCGUUUUUUAAAAAUAUUACUGAUUUCAGUUAUUUUAUCGCUGAUUUUCGUUGUAAUUUUUCUUCGUCGUCAAGAUAUCUUCUUAUUCAGUCAAUUUUUAUAUGGACUUCACUUUAGUUAUUUAAAUAAUUCAAAGGAAGUGUCUAAUCAUAUUAUACUACAACCAGCUCCAACAACAGUGCUACAAAUUUCUUUAUCUUCACUCAAACCAUUACAGAAAACACAAAAAGGUGUUUUAUCUUCAAUUGAAUUUAUUAAUCCAGUUUUCUUAAAUUUAGAAUCUGAAUCAUCGAAUAUCAUACCGAUUAUAGUGUUAUCUAAUGCAUCUAACAUUGAAGCACGUGAUGCGAUACGACGAACCUGGGGAUAUGACCAAUUAUAUCAAAACAAUAAAAUACAAAUUAGAGUAUUUUUUCUUGUUGGUAUCGAGGAUUUUAUGAUGAAACGUAUACAUGCAGAGCAAUUACUUUUUGAUGAUGUUAUUCAAGUUCAUAUACCUGAUAUGUAUUCAUUUAUUGCUUACAGGGAACUUUCUGCAAUGCUAUGGGUAAGAUCAUAUUUACCACGUGCAUCAUUCUAUAUUAAAACUGAAGAUAAUGUUAUUAUUAAUAUGAAAUUUAUUAUCAAUAAAUUCUUGCCAACUAUCGAACGUACUACGAAUAAAAAUAUAGUCAUUGGUUGGUUUGGUUCAGAACAUUCUAUUCCAAGGGGUCGCUAUCAAAAAUUUAUCAAUAUUGUUUUGCCACCAUCAGAUUUUAAUUUACAGUAUGCUAUGAGUUUAUUAUAUAUUGUAACAUCAAGAGCUUCUGAUCGUAUGCUUGAUGCAAUAAGUCAUGUUAAUCGUAUCGAACAUCCAGGUGAUCCAUUUGUAACAGGUAUUCUUCGAGAUGUUGCUCAUGUUCAAAUAAAAAAUUUAGCAACAUCUCCCGAAAAUUAUAGCUAUAAAUUAUCUAAUGAAACGUGUGGAAAAGCACUUGAAACAAAUUCAAAAUUAUUAUUUUGUACUUCACCACUACUUAUUAAAUCAGUAGACGAAUAUUUUAAAGCAUGGCAUAUACUUCUUAGUCAAAAUUAA
Messenger RNA from Rotaria sordida, 1101 nucleotides. The record is from the annotation of a GenBank genome assembly. Lineage: Eukaryota; Metazoa; Rotifera; Eurotatoria; Philodinida; Philodinidae.